ACCCGUUUCGCGCCAGAUACAUCGCCUCCUUCCCCACCACAUUCCUCUUCCGUUCUCCCCCAAACCCCACCCUAGAACUGUAGAACCUUCCGCCGCCGCAGCAGCAGGCCAGCAGCCAUGGCCUCCUCCCCGUCCAACGUCGCCCUCAAGGCCGCCUUCGACGGCAAGAUCCGCCUCCUCAAGAGAAUGGCGAAGAGGGUGGACUUGCGGAGAGCCAAGGACGCGGAAGGCCAAACCGCGCUUCAUUUCGCUGCCGGCAACGGGCACCUGGACAUGUGCAAGUUCCUGGUGGAGGAAUCAGGGCUCGAUGUCAAUUCCGCGAGGAAAACAGGUGAGACACCGAUGUUCUACGCCGCGCUUGGGGGGAAGGUCCAGGUUAUGAGGUACCUUCUUGACCAUGGCGCCGACCCCGCGAUGCCUCAAGAGAGGGGCUCCACGCCGCUGCAUAAUGCAGCGGAGGAAGGACACUUGGAGGCCGUAAGGCUACUGCUGUCCAAAGGAGUUCAUGUGGAUCCUAUGGAUCAUCGGGGUGCGCCGUUGCAUUUGGCGGCUUCAAAGGACCGUGUUGAGGUCGUGAAGGUUCUGCUGGAGCAUGGUGCUGAUCCCAGCAGAGUGGCUAAUCACAUCUUCUCACCGCUCAUGAUGGCUAUUUGUGGGCAGUCCUUGAAAUGCAUGAAGCUGCUGAUUGAGGCUGGUGCUGAUGUGAAUGCUCAUGGUUACUCUGGACCAACUGCGUUGACAGAGGCAGUUGAUGAUGGCUUAACCGACUUUGUCAAGCUGCUGCUUGAGGCUGGAGCUGACCCUAACAUUCCUAACCAGCAUGGCGCAAUUCCAAUCAAGGUAGCAGCAGCUCGUGGCCAACGUGAGCUUGUUGAAAUGCUGUUUCCUAGGACAAAACCAAUUCCAUCUUUACCAGUUUGGAGUGUUGAUGGGAUAAUGAAUACUGAUAUAUUUCCACAUAUCGAGCCUCAGGACGCACUUCCUGUGGAACAGCGAAUAGCUGAUUUGAAGGCACAAGGAAAGGAAGCGUUUGGAAAGGGGGACUACCUUACAGCGAUUUAUUUCUAUGGCCUGAUAAUGGAGAUAGACCCACUUGAUGCCACAAUGUAUGCCAACCGGAGCCUAUGCUGGCUGCGGAUGCGCGAAGGGGACAGAGCUUUGGAAGAUGCGCGACAGUGCAAAAUGAUGCAGCCCAGUUGGUCCAAGGCAUGGUACCGUGAGGGCAAAGCUCUCAGUUUCAUGGAGGAUUACAAAGGAGCAGCUGAUGCGUUCAUGAUAGCACGACAACUCGACCCCAAGAGCGAGGAGAUUACCGAAGCGUUAAGGGAGGCCGUCAAGGCUAUGGAGGAUCUGCACGUGUAAUAUAAGCAACUGGUGAUACCGGGUUGCUCGAAGGGAAGGAAGAACGGAAAACUUUCUCGCUUAGUUCUUUUCGCAUCUCUGUAACGACCCUGCUGUAUAUAUAUCCCUUUACCGGAAUACCGGAUGCUACCCAAAUAGUACCAGUAGUUACUA
This is a messenger RNA of Lolium rigidum, 1515 nucleotides long. RefSeq names its product ankyrin-1-like. The transcript is spliced from 11 exons. Gene Ontology annotation, molecular function: protein binding. The record is from RefSeq and is a predicted model, not a curated record. NCBI's taxonomy places the organism in Eukaryota, Viridiplantae, Streptophyta, Magnoliopsida, Poales, Poaceae. The coding region runs from base 118 to 1362 and encodes 414 amino acids.